AAAAAAAAAAGCUUUAUUAUUAACAUCUUCUCUCACUGUUUCUCUUUCCACCCAUUUUCUCAGGCCUUUGCCGUUCUUGUAAGAAUCCAUCUCCUCCCUAAAAAAAACUACUAUCUUCCUUGCAAAACCUCUCACAACAAUUUAGUAGCUCUGUUUUCUCAAAUUUCUACGCAACAUUAAGGCUCCUUUUUUCAUUCCCAAGGUCAAAAUUUUCUGUUUAAUUUUUUUGGUGGGAUUCAACAAUUUUGGUGUAUUAUUAUUGAAGGGUGAUUUUUCCUUCUGGGAUCUGGAACAAGCAUAAAGAAAAAAGUGUGGAUCUUUUUGCAAUUUUCCUUUUUGUUUUGGUUUCUCCUUGGUAAAUGGGUUGGAGAUACAAAGCUGGGUUGUUUCUUAUAGCAACGGUUGUUAUUAUAUGGGUUACCUCCGCUGAAGUUACCCAGGAUAUUUUUACAGACUAUAAGCAGCCAUUUGCAGUGACGUAUCUCGGAGCUUCUCUUAUGGUAGUGUACCUACCGGUCGCAUUCAUUAAGGACUGGUUAUGUAACUUAUUUAAACGCCGUUCCUCAAAAGGUGGAAAAAAUGAAGCAACCAUGGAUAUGGAUUCGGAUUCGGGCAAUAGCUCUCCUGUCAAAGGCAAUGGAGUGCAGAAAAACUUCGAACUGGAACUGGGGAAUGUUAGUCGAAAAGAUAGUGACUUAGACCUUUCAGCUCUCUCAGAAACAAAGCCAUUGGUGGCAAGAUAUAAUGAUCCUAAUGUGCUAAAGGUUGAUAGACCUCUUACUGCAAAAGAAGUUGCUACAUAUGGAUUUUACAUUGCUCCUAUCUGGUUUAUAACAGAGUAUCUAUCAAAUGCUGCCCUUGCACGUACAAGUGUUGCUAGUACGACGGUAUUAUCAUCUACCUCAGGACUCUUCACUCUUUUUAUCGGUGUGCUUUUGGGCCAAGACACUUUAAAUGUAGCAAAAGUAGUUGCUGUCUUAGUCAGUAUGGCCGGGGUAGCUAUGACAACUAUGGGGAAAACAUGGGCUGCAGAUGAUACCGAAUUAGGUUCUUCCAAUGGAAAGCGCUCUCUUGUGGGAGAUCUUUUUGGCCUUCUCUCAGCUAUGUCAUAUGGUCUAUUCACAGUUCUUCUUAAGAAGGUUUCCGGCGAAGAAGGGGAAAGGGUUGAUGUGCAAAAGCUGUUUGGAUACAUUGGAUUGUUUACACUUGUAGCACUAUGGUGGCUUAUUUGGCCUUUGUCAGCCUUAGGAAUUGAACCUAAGUUCUCAAUUCCUCACUCUGCAAAAGUGGAUGAAGUUGUUCUUGCUAACGGAUUCGUCGGAAGUGUUCUCUCGGACUAUUUCUGGGCACUUUGUGUUGUAUGGACUACCCCCCUCGUGGCGACUUUGGGCAUGUCACUCACCAUUCCUCUUGCCAUGUUGGCCGACAUGGUGAUCCAUGGUCGGCAUUAUUCAGCAUUGUACAUCCUUGGCUCAAUUCAGGUAUUUGUAGGGUUUGUGCUUGCUAAUCUUUCAGAUUGGAUGACCAAGAGGUUGCCAGUUCUCAUACGAAAUUUAAUAAAUUCGUGGCUUUAUUACCAUCCCAAAAAGAAAAAUGUGGCAUUACAGGAGCGGUUCUGAAAUAAUGGAACCUAUAUAUAGUUUUUGUUAGAUUUGUCUAGGUGGAUUCUGAGGUGCAGCAUGGUAAAAAGAAUGUACGGUGCAAGUUGAAAUCUUGACCGUUGAUUUUUGAUGGUGCAAGUAAGAGGUGU
Molecule: messenger RNA, 1750 nt
Organism: Arachis ipaensis
Lineage: Eukaryota; Viridiplantae; Streptophyta; Magnoliopsida; Fabales; Fabaceae
Product: thiamine-repressible mitochondrial transport protein THI74
Cellular component (GO): membrane
Source: RefSeq, a predicted model, not a curated record